GGAACUACAACUCCCGGCACGCCUUGCGGCACAUGUCCGCUGUGCAACCCGCUGUAGUCGGGCGCAUCUUCCAGUGUCACCGCAGACAUGGCCGCCCGCAUAGCAUGGCUUAUCCGGAGGGCUCGUCUAGAGAGGGUCACCGGCCGGCGGAGCCUAUGUGCUGGAGCUCCCGCCUCCCCUCCGGCCAAAUUACCCACAUUCACAGAUCGAGAGGUGCAGAGUAUUCUGAAGAAGAUAACGGGUCUGAAUUUGGACAAAGUGUUCCAGCCGGCCAAGCAGGAAUCCAAACCACCCACUUACAAGCUAAUGACACAGCAGCAGUAUGAAGAGGCUGUCCGGAGCGCUGCAGAGCUUGCCGAGCAAUACCUGGAGAUGCCACCGAUGCUUAGCGAGCGCACACCUAUAGAUGAAACCUUGGCUGUGGAUGAGAUCCUUUCUGGUACAGAAACUGCCAAAUUAGUGUUCACUGACAUCACGUACAGUACACCGCAUCAUGAAAGAUUUAUUGUAGUAAGGGAGCCGAAUGGUGUCCUGCGGAAAGCCACCUGGGAAGAGAGAGACCGAAUGAUCCAAGUGUAUUUCCCCCGUCAAGGUCGUAAAAUAUUCCACCCGCCUGUCUUUCGAGAGGAAAACAUGAAGCGUCUUUUUCAAGAAGAUCGACAUGAGGAGCUUCUAAACCGUUGCAUUGUGCAGUAUGAGCCAGAUUCUGCUGAAUACAUUAAGAUAAGAGACCAUACGUUUGAGGACAUCAACAGGCAGAGAAAGUAUCAUUUGCUUCGUUCCACACGCCACUUUGGCGGUAUGGCGUGGCACCUAUGUUCUAAUAAGAACAUUGAUGGACUUCUUAUAGAUAUGCUUCAAAGAGAUUUGCUAGAGGAUGCAGUCUGUUUGGUGAGACUAUAUCACAUGAUGCAUCCGGAUACAGCGUGUGCAAAAGAGUCACAGGGGGCUGAUGACCGAGAACUUAUCAAGCUGUUUGUGAAAAUGGAGGCACAGAAACCAGGAUAUAUAGAACUAGCUCUGCAAGCAUAUCCUAUAACAACAAGUGGUGCGGCUUCUUCAUGACAGGACUGAUUGAGUUAUCUGGCAUCACUUCAGUUUCAUGAAGCGGUCUGUCAGACCAGGAACAGCAUCAUCUAAGUGUGUUACUCUGCAGCACCAAAAUCUAAUUCUCCUAUCUGUGAUUCUAAGGGUGCUGAUGGACACUCAAUCAUUUGUUCCCUGCUGUUGUAAUAUAGUACCUGCAUCAUUUCUUUCUAAAUAAAGGUCUAAUAAAACCCAA
Molecule: messenger RNA, 1282 nt
Organism: Pseudophryne corroboree (corroboree frog)
Lineage: Eukaryota; Metazoa; Chordata; Amphibia; Anura; Myobatrachidae
Gene: MRPS22
Product: mitochondrial ribosomal protein S22
Exons: 8
Coding region: 88-1065 (325 amino acids)
Cellular component (GO): mitochondrial small ribosomal subunit
Molecular function (GO): structural constituent of ribosome
Source: RefSeq, a predicted model, not a curated record